AUUAUAUAACUAAAAACUAUGAAGAUUUUUUUCAUGAUCAGAAAAUAAGUACAUCUACCAAACCUCAAGUUUCUGAUUCCUCUAAUUUGAAAGUUAAUAUCCUAACCAUUGGUCAGGAUCUUAAUCAAAAUUCAAAAACUGAAAUAA
Messenger RNA from Dentiscutata heterogama, 147 nucleotides. The record is from the annotation of a GenBank genome assembly. Lineage: Eukaryota; Fungi; Glomeromycota; Glomeromycetes; Diversisporales; Gigasporaceae.